AUGAGUACUCAAAGCAUUAAUCAUACGUUAAAGUCAAAAACUUUAAAAGAAAUAGAUAUCGAACAAAUACAUGAAAUCAAUCCGUUCAGUAAAUUCGUUAACGGCCAAAGAGUAGUAGAAAUCCCACAAUUACAACUGGAAUCCGGUAUAACGAUAAAUAAUUUCCCAAUCGCUUAUAAAACCUGGGGGAAUCUAAAUGAAACAGGUGACAAUGUAUUAGUGAUCUGCCAUGCUCUAACAGGUUCCUCAGAUGUAGCUGACUGGUGGGGACCCUUACUAGGUGACGAUUUGGCUUUUGAUCCUUCCAGAUUCUUCAUUAUAUGUUUGAAUUCCAUGGGGUCUCCCUAUGGCUCUUUCUCCCCAUUGUCUAUCGACGAAACAACCGGACAAAGAUACGGUCCUGAGUUCCCAUUAUGUACAGUCCGUGAUGACGUAAGAGCUCACCGCAUUGUGCUCGAUUCUUUAGGUGUUACGUCUAUAGCAUGUGUCAUUGGUGGCUCCAUGGGUGGAAUGCUCGCACUUGAAUGGUGUGCUAUCUACGGCAGAGACUAUGUGAAAAACCUGGUUGCUUUGGCAACCUCUGCAAGACAUUCCGCUUGGUGUAUAUCCUGGUCCGAAGCACAGAGACAGUCAAUAUAUUCAGAUCCAAACUAUUGUGAUGGGUAUUACUCCUUGGACAACCCUCCAUCUGUUGGCCUUUCGGCUGCCAGAAUGUCUGCAUUGCUGACAUACAGAUCAAGGGACAGUUUCGAAAAUAAGUUCUCCAGGCGAAUCCCCUCUGCAUCACAACAACAAAAGACAGCUUCUUUGAAGGAUGAACCUUAUCCGUUACAUCGUGAACCUUCUACUGUUAAUGAACAAAGUCUACAGAUCCAUAACGAUGGUAUAUCCAGUUUAAAUAGCGCAAGACUGACUGCACAUUGUCAAGAACAGAAUAGAGAUAGUCCCAUAACUAGAAGGAACAAUAGCACAUCAUCAUCUAAUUCCUCUAUUACUUCUAUAACGUCUAUAAGUUCAGCAGUCGUUGGCGAAGUAAAAGAGACUAAACCAGCACAGACAUAUUUCUCUGCACAAAGUUAUUUGCGUUACCAAGGAACGAAAUUUGUCAACAGAUUCGACGCUAACUGCUACAUUGCCAUCACAAGGAAAUUAGAUACCCAUGAUCUUACACGUGAUAGGGAAGAGUAUGAUGAAAAUAUCGAACAAGUGUUGAAUUCUAUGGACCAACCUUCCUUGAUUAUUGGCAUCAGUUCGGACGGUCUCUUCACUUACUCAGAACAGGAAUUCCUGGCAGAACAUUUAAAGAAUGCUCACUUGGAGAAAAUAACGUCACCGGAGGGCCAUGAUGCAUUUCUAUUAGAGUUCAAAUUGAUUAAUGAAUUAAUUGUGAAAUUUUUGCGUAAGAACUGUUCCCAAUUUACCAGCAGCAAACCAAGGGAAUGGGUUGGAAAUCCUGGAAAGGAUGAAAAUACUACUUCUGUGUUUGGUGAGGCUGAAGAAGUGACUAAUUGGUAG
Messenger RNA from Arxiozyma heterogenica, 1515 nucleotides. RefSeq names its product homoserine O-acetyltransferase (gene MET2). Gene Ontology annotation, biological process: L-homoserine metabolic process. NCBI's taxonomy places the organism in Eukaryota, Fungi, Ascomycota, Saccharomycetes, Saccharomycetales, Saccharomycetaceae. The record is from RefSeq and is a predicted model, not a curated record. The coding region runs from base 1 to 1515 and encodes 504 amino acids. The transcript has a single exon. Gene Ontology annotation, molecular function: homoserine O-acetyltransferase activity.